Osmerus eperlanus (European smelt) is the source of this 1145-nucleotide messenger RNA. RefSeq names its product FRAS1-related extracellular matrix protein 2-like. The coding region runs from base 206 to 1096 and encodes 296 amino acids. The record is from RefSeq and is a predicted model, not a curated record. NCBI's taxonomy places the organism in Eukaryota, Metazoa, Chordata, Actinopteri, Osmeriformes, Osmeridae. The transcript is spliced from 5 exons.
UGGCUCCUACUCGGUGCGUCUGCUGCCCUGUUUGGUCCCAGAGAGGGGGGCUGGCGACCCCCCCACCUGCCACCCCCGACCCCCCCUCUCCUUCAGCCUCCACGUGCGCUUCCAGCAGGUGAGUGACCCAGGGCCUGUGGAGGUCAGUCUGAACACGGUGCUGGUGCUGCUGUCUAAGAGGGAGCUGUGGCUGUCUGACGGGUCCAUGGGCUUCGGAGAGGACUCUGAUGCUGCCUUCACUGAAGGGUCAGUGAUCUACGGCCGGGUCAUGGUUGACCCCGUCCACCGCCUGGGGAACCACUUCCUGUGUCACAUCCGGCAGGUGUUCCUCUGCACACCCGCCCACGGAUACGUACCCAAGUAUCGCCCCGGCAACCACGAGUAUGGUUGCCUUGCCGACAGCCCAUCACUGCUCUACAGGCUAAAGUUACUGGACAAGGCCCAGCCAGAAAGCCAGGCCCUGGAGUUUGGAGGCGUCCGCUUCCAGGCCCUCCUCGCUGGGGACACUCCCGGAGCCGAGGCCCUGGUCUCCCAGCCUGAUGCUGACGGCUUCAGCCUGUCCUCAGACCCUCUCUUCCAGGAGGGUCAGGAGUGGUACAUCCACGUUGUCUACACUGUCCACUCCAGCAGCCAUGGCAACAGUUACCACGGCAUCAGCAAGCGGAGCCUGCACCAGCACUCGGCCAUCAGCAGGGGGCGGGGGAGCAGAGCGGCCCUGGAGGACAACCAGGACCAGGGCACCAACCUGCAAUACGUGCCCCUGAGGAGAGCUCCUCUCCUGGGCCACAGCCGGGUCGAGGAGUCCCUGGAAGGCCUGGAGCUCCAGGAGAAGAGGGACCCUGCUGGGGAGGGCAGCCCAGAGAUAGAGGCCUCUGCUGGGAUAGGCUGGCUGGCUGUGGUGGUGGUGGUGGUGGUGGUGGUCUGUGUGGGAGGGCUGGGGCUCUACCUGAGGGGGCAGGUGAGGUCAGAGGAGGAACAAGAGAAACAUCCUGGAAAUCACUCUUCCUCCUCCUGUUGCUCUGCAUUCCAGGGCAGAGGAGAGGGGAGGAGCUGGAGAACAAGGGGCGGGGUUUCCGCAGGAAGUUCAGAGGUUUAAGCCCCACCCCUCUUCUGUAAGUACUGUACAUAUGAAAUCCUGGAGAUCA